UUUUUUUUUUUCUGUCUUUUAUGACAAACAAUCAGACAAACAUCACCGUUCUUUAUUAAAUCCAUCCAUCUCCGAAAAUUUGAAAACAGAGACAAAUAUAUAUAUAUAUAUAUAUAUAUAUAAUAAUUAAAAAAAUGCAGGCAAAAAGGCCAUAAAUGAAAAUUUGAAAAGAAAAUUAAAAAGAAAAUACUAAAAUUAUAAUAGCGAAGCUCUUGGACUCGGUGGGUGGGAGGUGCGAAAUCGAGGGCUUUCCUCUACUCUCAGACUCUCUCUCUUUCUGUCAAACACACACAUUUCUUUCCCUCUUUUCUCUCUGUUGGAUUUUCUUUCUGAAAUUCCAUCGAUCUGUAAGUUAUUUUUAUUUAUUUAUUUCAAUAUACAGUUUUCUCAUUUUUAACGCAAUGCGUUGAAUGCAAGCAAAAGAAAAAAGAAAAUCUGCGAUCUUGUUUUUGCUUGAUUUGUCACUGUAGAAUUUGCAGGGUAGCUCAGGAACCCUAGAUCUCAUUCAUUUCGGGGUUGUAUUAUCUUCUUGUUAGGCUUGAAUUUUUUUAAAUUGGUGAUUCUGAGAUUGGUUUUUGCGUGUUUGGCUCUGGAUCUCGGGUUUUUCGUCGUGUUCGAGCUCCAAUUUCGAGGCUUUUUUGGACUCUGAGGGGUGAAUUGCCUGUGGGAUUUGGUCGAUGGCUUCAAAUCCUCCAUUUCAGGUGGAGGAUCAGACCGACGAGGAUUUCUUUGAUAAAUUGGUUGAAGAUGACCUGGGGCCCGCCGAAUCAGGCCCCAAAUGCAACGAAGGAAACGAUUCCGAUGACGCUAAGGCAUUCACCAAUCUGAGUAGUGGUGAUUCUGUAGCAGCUGUAUCUGAGGAUUCUGGUGCCAAUGCCAAAGCCAAAGACGACGAAAAUAAGGCGUUCGCCAAUCUGACUAUUGGUGAUUCUGCAGCUGUAUCUGAGGAUUUGGGUGCCAGAACCAAAACAAAAGAUGAAAUAGGUCCUGAUGAGUCGAAUUCAUUCGGGUUCCGUAAUGUAAUAGAGUCGAAGAAUUCGGUUAUUGAUGACGGAGUGAUUCAGUCCAAUAAUGAUGGGGCGGGAUCUCAAUUGACGUCAGAUUCCAGAAUGAGCAAGAGCAACGAUUCUGGAGCUUCAGGGGUGAAGGAGAUAGGGUGGGGUUCGUUUCAUGCUGAUUCUGCAGAAAAUGGGAUUCAUGGGUUUGGAUCGUACUCAGAUUUUUUCAAUGAAUUGGGAGAUAGUUCUGGGGAUUUCCCCCCGAAAGUAGACGGAAAUUUGAGUACUAAAUCAAAAACUGCACCCAGUAAUGAAGAUCAUACAGCACAAGGUUUGAACCAUUCGGUUAAUAACGAGCAAUAUCAAGAGGGCCAAGCUUAUGGAGCAACUGUGGAGGAAAGUAGAAAUGAGCAGGAUCUAAAUAGUACGGAGUAUUGGGAAAGUCUUUAUCCAGGGUGGAAGUAUGACCCUAACACGGGGCAAUGGUAUCAAGUGGACAGUUUCGAUGUGCCUGCAAAUGCUGAAGGGAGCUUCGGCACUGAUUCAGCCAGUGAUUGGGCCACUGUUUCUGAUAGCAAAACUGAGGUUUCUUAUUUGCAGCAAACGGCUCAUUCCGUUGCGGGAACUGUGACUGAAACUAGCACGACUGGUAGUUUGUCAAACUGGGAUCAGGUCUCACAAGUGACUAAUGGGUACCCAGCACAUAUGGUUUUCAAUCCUGAAUACCCGGGUUGGUACUAUGAUACAAUUGCGCAAGAAUGGCGCUCAUUGGAGGGGUAUAAUUCCUCUCUGCAACCGACUGCUCAAGCCCAGAAUGAUACUAGUUUAUAUGGUGAGUACAGGCAAGAUAGCAAUUAUGGGUCGCUAGGGGUUGGUAGCCAAGUUCAAGACAGCAGCUGGGCUGGGUCUUAUAGUAAUUACAAUCAACAGGGUUCAAAUAUGUGGCAAGCUCAGACUGGAACUAACAAUGAGGCUUUUUCAAGUUUUGGUGGAAACCAGCAGAUGAGUAAUUCGUUUGGUUCAACAGUCAACAAGGACCAGCAGAAGUCAUUAAAUUCUUUCGGAGCAGUUCCUUUGUACAACAAAGCGAGUCAAGGUCAUGGUGAGGCUAAUGGGACUGUCGGGUUCCAAAGUUUCCUCCCAGGUGGUAACUUUAGCCAGCAGUUUAAUCAAGGAAAUGCAAAGCUGAUCGAACAAACACAAUUCUCAGAUGAUUACUAUGGCAAUCAGAAACCUUUAAAUUAUUCCCAGCAACCUUUCCAGAGUGGCAAUCAGUUUUCGUAUGCUCCCAGCGUAGGAAGAUCAUCUGCUGGGCGUCCUCCACAUGCCCUAGUAACUUUCGGAUUUGGUGGGAAACUCAUUGUAAUGAAGGACAAUAGUAGUCUCACGAAUUUGUCAUAUGGAAGUCAGGAUCCUGUAGGAGGCUCAGUUUCUGUCCUGAACUUGAUAGAAGUUUUUACGGAAAAGACUGAUGCUUCAAGUUUUGGAAUGAGUACUUGUGAUUAUUUUCGUGCUUUGUGCCAACAAUCCUUCCCAGGUCCCUUGGUUGGAGGGAGUGUUGGAAGCAAAGAGUUGAACAAAUGGAUGGAUGAGAGGAUUGCUAACUGUGAAUCAUCAGAGAUGGACUACAGGAAAGGCAAAGUAUUGAGGUUGCUUCUUUCUUUGCUUAAGAUAGCUUGUCAACAUUAUGGAAAACUUCGAUCUCCUUUUGGAACCGACAAUGUAUCGAGGGAAAGCGACACUCCAGAAUCAGCAGUUGCUAAACUUUUUGCAUCCGCAAAGAGCAAUGGUGUACAAUUCAGUGAAUAUGGUGCUUUUAGUCACUGUGUGCAGAAAAUGCCUUCAGAAGGACAAAUGCAGGCAACUGCUUCUGAGGUACAAAAUCUUCUGGUUUCUGGUAGAAAGAAAGAGGCUUUACAAUGUGCACAAGAAGGUCAGUUGUGGGGACCUGCGCUUGUUAUUGCUUCACAGCUUGGGGAACAGUUUUAUGUUGAUACUGUGAAGCAAAUGGCACUUCGUCAGCUGGUUGCAGGAUCACCCUUGCGGACAUUAUGCCUGCUCAUUGCCGGGCAACCUGCUGAAGUGUUCUCUGCUGACACUACAUCUGAGAUCAAUCGACCCGGUGCUGUUAAUACCCCUCAACAACCUGCACAAUUUGGUGCAAAUAAAAUGCUUGAUGACUGGGAGGAGAAUCUGGCUGUGAUAACUGCAAACAGAACAAAAGAUGAUGAACUCGUAAUUAUUCAUCUUGGAGAUUGCUUAUGGAAGGAUAGGAGUGAGAUUACUGCAGCACACAUCUGCUAUUUAGUGGCAGAAGCAAAUUUUGAGUCAUACUCCGAUAGCGCAAGACUAUGUCUAAUUGGAGCAGAUCACUGGAAAUCGCCUCGAACUUAUGCUAGUCCGGAGGCCAUUCAGAGGACUGAACUAUAUGAAUAUUCAAGGGUGCUUGGAAACUCUCAGUUUAUCCUUCUACCAUUUCAGCCAUAUAAGCUCAUAUAUGCGCACAUGCUUGCCGAAGUUGGAAGAGUUUCUGACUCGUUGAAGUACUGUCAAACAAUACUAAAGUCUUUGAAAACCGGAAGAGCACCAGAAGUGGAAACGUGGAAGCAGCUAGUAUUAUCUCUUGAGGAGAGGAUUAAAACCCAUCAGCAGGGUGGAUACUCUGUAAAUUUGGUUUCUACAAAGUUUGUAGGUAAAUUGCUCAACUUGUUUGAUAGUACUGCACAUCGUGUUGUUGGGGGCCUACCACCACCUGCACCAUCCACAUACCAAGGAAGUACUCAAGGUAAUGACCAUUACCAGCAGCCAAUGGGCCCCAGAGUAUCUGCUAGUCAAUCAACAAUGGCCAUGUCGUCGUUAAUUCCUUCUGCUUCAAUGGAACCCAUAAGUGAGUGGGCAGCUGAUGGCAAUAGAAAGCCAAUGCAUAAUAGAAGUGUUUCAGAGCCAGACUUUGGUAGAACUCCAAGACAGGUUGAUUCAUCAAAGGAAACGGCUUCACCUGAUGCCCAAGGAAAAGCCUCAGGGGGUACUUCUCGCUUUGCUCGUUUUGGUUUCGGGUCACAGCUGUUGCAAAAGACUGUGGGUCUAGUCUUAAGACCUCGUCCAGGCAAACAGGCUAAGUUGGGUGAAACAAAUAAGUUCUACUAUGACGAAAAACUUAAGAGAUGGGUUGAGGAAGGUGUUGAACCCCCAGCUGAAGAAGCUGCCUUGCCUCCUCCUCCGACAACUACGGCCUUCCACAAUGGUGUGUCUGAUUACAACUUGAAAUCUGUUUUGAAGAAAGAAGGGUCUCCCACUAAGGGCAGCCCAGAUUUACAAACUUCAACCCCUCCAGGACCAACUUCAGGAACCCCACCUAUUCCACCCAGCUCAAAUCAAUUCUCAGCUCGUGGACGGUUGGGUAUUCGGUCCAGAUAUGUUGACACAUUCAACCAAGGUGGUGGAAGCCCAGCAAACUUGUUCCAGUCACCUUCUGUUCCAUCAGUUAAGCCUGCUGUGGCUGCCAAUGCAAAGUUUUUCAUUCCCACCUUAGGAUCAUCAAGUGAACAGACUAUGGAGGCUAUAGCUGAAAGUGUGCAAGAAGAUGUUGCAACUAAAGAAGUUCCCUCAACAUCUGCUAGGAAUGACCCAUUCCAGACUCCUCUGCCCCCAUCUUCAACGACCAUGCAAAGGUUCCCGAGCAUGGGUAAUAUUCAUGGCAUGGAAGUUGCUACAAAUGCUAAUGGCUCUGUUCCACCCCACUCACGACGGACGGCCUCUUGGGGUGGAAGCUCCAAUGAUGUAUUUAGCCCUCCUCCCAAAAUGGGGGAAAUAAAACCUCUAGGGGAGGCAUUAGGCAUGUCCCCAGCUAUGUUUAGGCCUAGUGAGCCUUCUAUGAUGCGCGUGCCAAUGAAUGGUGGCAGUUUUGGUGAUGAUCUUCAUGAAGUGGAACUUUGAGCCGAAGUAAUGAAGAUGUAAAUAUCAAGUUUUGCUCCUAGUGAUCAAUACAAUACUUGUGAUGUUCCUGCUCCUGCAUCUCUCAAAAAGUCAAAAUGGUGGGUAUGUAUGUGCCAGAAGUAAGUUCCAUAGAACAAUUAUUUUCGUUUUCAAAAUCCCUACUCCCCACCCUAACAUGUUGUAUGUUCAGAUGUAAUUGGCGCAAUUCCUUUAUUCUCGAGCCAAUAUUUUAUUUUAAUGCCCGGGGAGUUGCCACCAUUUAUGGCUUGGGAGCUGGUUUUUUUUAUUUUUUAUUUUAUUUUUUUUUUUUUUCUGGUUUCCUUUGACAAAAAAGCCUGCAUGGGCGCCAUUGUACAGAUCAUUUUUUCAUUUGUUUAAAAACAGUAAACGUUCCUUGAAGUAGAUAAAAGGGUCUACAGAUCUUCUCAAGGGAAAAAGAUAGUGUAUCGAAUUGAGAGAAAAAUAAGAUGCCUUGUUUUGUUCUUUGGUUUUGUAUUGCUAUUACUUUGUGACAUUGAAUAAAUGUUAAAAAGGCCGGAUUUUACUCUCUUUUCUUUUUUAA
Molecule: messenger RNA, 5496 nt
Organism: Prunus mume (Japanese apricot)
Lineage: Eukaryota; Viridiplantae; Streptophyta; Magnoliopsida; Rosales; Rosaceae
Product: protein transport protein SEC16B homolog
Biological process (GO): Golgi organization
Cellular component (GO): endoplasmic reticulum exit site; ER to Golgi transport vesicle membrane
Source: RefSeq, a predicted model, not a curated record